ACUGAAAACAAAAUUCUCAUUUACAUAGUGUAAGCUUAUACUUUCAAAUUCUAAGCUCCGUUUGGUACAUGGAAUUCAAAUUAUGAAAUUGGAAUUGGAGACUGUAAUUUCAAUUCUGUUUUCUGGAGCACAAAAAUAUGUGAAUUUGGAAUUGGCUAAUUCGGCAUCAGGUGUUGGGGUGAUCGGUGAUUGCAAGCUGAGGUUUAUGGAGCUGAAGUCGAAGAGGAAUUUCAGAUACAUUAUUUUCAAGAUUGAUAGAUCAAGCCAGGCUGUAGUGGUGGAUAAACUCGGAAGUCACAAUGAGACGCAUCGUGAUUUCACCAACAGUUUGCCCUCUGAUGAUUGUCGAUUCGCCGUUUUCGACUACGAUUUCACGACCCAAGAGAACAUGCAAAGGAGUCGGAUUUUCUUUGUGUUUUGGUCUCCGGAGACGGCCAGUGUGAGAAACAAGAUGGUGUAUGCAAGCUCCAAAGAUAAAUUUAGGAGAGAAUUGGAUGGGGUUCAGGUGGAGUUGCAAGCAACAGACCCGGGUGAAAUGAGCAUGGAUAUCUUCCAAGAUAGGGCACAUUGAAUCCAUCUACCCGUCUUCAUAAGCAUUUUACUUCUAUUACUAUAUAUAUAGACAAUAAGAUCCACUAUUAUCCUUCAUUGUAUACAUUUAUAUUUCAUUACUUCGUAUUUUGUCAUGUCUAACUAUUUUAUUUUUCUAGUGAUGCAAAAUUACUAAAACGAGUAAUUUUACAUAUUUGAAUUUUUUUUGUAAGUGUAUGUUCAUAUGCCACGAAAGUCAUUGCCUCCUUUGUCUUAAAAUAAAGCGCCUAAGUUCUU
Messenger RNA from Cuscuta campestris, 828 nucleotides. The record is from the annotation of a GenBank genome assembly. NCBI's taxonomy places the organism in Eukaryota, Viridiplantae, Streptophyta, Magnoliopsida, Solanales, Convolvulaceae.